GUGUGAGAAAACAUUUUGUGAUGCGAAAUAGAUUUUGACAUUUAACCAGAGACUAUGAGAGAUGAAUUAACCCUACCCCAGAUCAUCAUUCCAUCAACUAGUUUACCAAAUGUCGGGGAUAAAGUUUAAUCUUAAGAAGAAGACAAAUGGAGGUGGGAUAAAUAAACCUAAAAUAUCAAUAUCGUUAGGUAAAGGGGUGAAGAAACUAAAUGGAGGACCAUCAUCUCCACAUCUCAAUAAUCCAUUACAGACUAAACGAAUCAAUGGAGGAGGAGCAUUUGGUAUAAAGGAUGAUGAAGGAGAUGAUGAAGAGGGUAAGGUUAUACAGAUUGAUUCAUUUGAUUCCGAUACUAUCAAAUCACAUACUGAUGGUGGUAAACAUCAGGAACCAUUGAUUAUUAAACCUAUAGCUUUAAGUAAACGACUAAAUGGUGAUGAUUUGGAUAAAGAACGUGAUGAACAAUUACGUAGACAAGAACAAGAAAGUCAUAAGAAUAGGUUGAAGUAUGGAAUAACCGAUUUUGAUAAACAAAUACUAUCAGAACAAGACGAUAAUGAUGAAAUUCGAAUAUUCCAAGCUAAAUAUGAUGAUUUACCUGAUGAAGAUUCAGAAGAAGAGUAUGCCAAAGUGCCCGUUGAACAAUUUGGAGAAGCAUUAUUACGAGGUAUGGGAUGGACUGGUGAAGAUGAAGAUGACUCGAAGGAUAAUGAGACAUUGAAUCAACAGAGAGGUCCAGUGUUGGGUAUUGGUGCUAAACCUAUUGAUGCUAAAUUAUAUGAUGAUAUUAAUGGAGGUUCAAAUUCAAAAUUACAAGCUCCAUUGAUUCGUCGGGAUAAAUUUACCAAAGAAAUCAUCCCUGAUGAAUGAAAAGUGAAUGUCCAGAUAUGAUAUUUUGUAUUAAACGGUAUGUAUUUAACUAUAGAUUUAUGUGUUUAUAUAGUACAUAAGAAAUGAAUGAACGCUUAGAUGAAAUUCCCAAUUUAAUGAUCAUGCCAUAGUUUAAAGUAACAGUUAGAGAGUACAACUCUAUUGAAUAUGUAGUCAUACAGGUAAUCAUUCAGUACUGAAAUAAAAGUACAUAUCCUUAUUGUCAAACUUGCGAACCAGCUCAAGUUUGAAAUCAUACCUCCAAUUCAUUUGCAACUAUUAGAACACAUUUGAUCAUAAUCGAACUACUUUUAAUCCUUUUCUCUCCCGAUUGCAAAUGGCACAAUUAUCCCAUUCAUAAAAAGGCACCCCUUUAUGUUCUUUUCUAUGAACAGUUUCAACAUUUUCAUGUUUCGUUUGAAGUAUGCUAAUGUUUAACUCUGGAAGAUGUUUGGCAAGACUAAUAUGGAGAUGAAAUGACAUGGUUUGAUAAUGUU
Molecule: messenger RNA, 1365 nt
Organism: Scheffersomyces coipomensis
Lineage: Eukaryota; Fungi; Ascomycota; Pichiomycetes; Serinales; Debaryomycetaceae
Exons: 1
Coding region: 110-868 (252 amino acids)
Biological process (GO): mRNA splicing, via spliceosome
Cellular component (GO): spliceosomal complex
Source: RefSeq, a predicted model, not a curated record